AUGUUUGGCGUUCCGCAUACGGUCGUUUCCGACCGUGGACCUCAAUUCGCAAGUUCUAUUUGGAAAGAGUUGAGCAGAGUGCUUGGUUUUAAAAUUAACAUUACGACAGCCUAUCAUCCACAGGCGAACGGAAAAAUUGAAAGAUUUCACAGGACUUUAAAAAGUGCUUUAAGAUCACGACUUGAAGGCAGAACGAAUUGGUUGAUGGAAUUACCUUGGGUUUUACUCGGAAUCCGGAACCAGCCGAACACGGAUUCGGGAAUCGCACCGUCGGAUUACGUUUUCGGUGGUAAAGUCCGAUUUCCAGGUCAGCCUACGUUUCCCGUUUCACAUCAACCACCAUCGACUUUCCUCGAACGACUCCGAAAUGCAAUGUCCAAUCAGAUCAUAAAAAAACCUGAAUGGCAUUUGGCGGCAGAUUCAAAAUUCAAUAUUCCAUCUGAGCUUAAAACGUGUUCACAUGUACUGAUUAAGGAGGAGAGAAAAUUGGCGAGUUUAAGACAAAAGUACGUCGGUCCUUUUGAAGUAAUCAACAGAAAUGAGAAGACAUUCAAGAUCAAGCUACCAUCAGGAGAAGAUUUCAUUUCAAUUAAUCGUCUUAAACCAUUCUAUCAAUGA
This is a messenger RNA of Paramuricea clavata, 618 nucleotides long. The record is from the annotation of a GenBank genome assembly. NCBI's taxonomy places the organism in Eukaryota, Metazoa, Cnidaria, Anthozoa, Malacalcyonacea, Plexauridae.